Molecule: messenger RNA, 4832 nt
Organism: Xyrauchen texanus (razorback sucker)
Lineage: Eukaryota; Metazoa; Chordata; Actinopteri; Cypriniformes; Catostomidae
Gene: eya3
Product: EYA transcriptional coactivator and phosphatase 3
Exons: 18
Coding region: 199-1929 (576 amino acids)
Biological process (GO): cell differentiation; multicellular organism development; negative regulation of extrinsic apoptotic signaling pathway in absence of ligand
Cellular component (GO): nucleus
Molecular function (GO): protein tyrosine phosphatase activity
Source: RefSeq, a predicted model, not a curated record
ACUUCCUGCCAAAUAGUAGUCCCUUACUGCUUUAACAACACACGGCGCACUACCGAGGGAAUUUCAGCCCAAGGAAACAUAAAGUUUCCUCAAAAGUGGCACUUUGUGACAUGGGCCUUGGCCAAAGAAACAACAACUGCAGAGACUGAGAGAGCAGGUUUGCCUGUGCGUACUGUGAAGAAGUGCUCUCUCGCAGAUAUGGACAAAUCACAAGAGGUGUCUGAAUUACCCACAAAGAAAGCUCGGCAUGAUCCAGAAGUUAGUCAAGAGGGUGAUUCAAGGGCGAUGAGUGCUAAGGACAGCAGUGACUCUCCUGACCGGGGCGAAUCAACAGUUCAAUCAGAGGUCAAUUCAUUUUCACCAUCUGUUGCUCACUUACACACAGCAGUGACUUGCAAAGACCUCACUACAACCACAUCCACUGAAUAUACCUCACAGAUCUACCAAGGAAACAACACCGCUGUCACUGCAUAUGCCAGUCAAGUGGCUUUCCCCUCUCUGGGCCAGUCGACCGUUUACAGCGGCUUUCCUCAGUCAGGCCAGACAUACGGACUGCCACCAUUUGGCACCAUGUGGCCGGCAGAGUUUGAGGCACCUUCUGUUGGCCAUACAGGGUUUCUCAGCUUCAGCUCAGCUUAUACCUCCACCCAACCCAACCAGAUCCACUACUCCUACCCCAGCCAAGGUUCCUGUUUCACUACGUCCAGCGUGUACACUAACAUCCCCUCAGCAACUGCAGUGACUACAGCUACUGCCACACAUCAGGAUUAUUCAAGUUACAACUCUCUUGGCCAGAGCCAGUUCUCCCAGUACUAUGUUCCCCCUCCCAGUUACCUGCCCGCUGGGCUGCCCAGUAGUGACAGAGAUGGCGCAGGUGUGGUGGCACCUGGAUAUCCAGCCAUUAAAACAGAAGGCAGUGCCUCAGCAGACCUGCCCAACACAACAGAUGCUUCUCCAGGUGUGACGCACCCCACAGGUGUGGCUCUGCCUGCUGGGAUGGCCCUCCCCACAGGAGCACGAGACCAGGACGAGCCCAACCGCAAAAACCCUCCUGGAAAAACUAAAGGCAAAGCCAAAAAAUCAGACAGCUCACAAUCUGCAGACAAUGACCUUGAGCGUGUCUUCUUGUGGGAUCUGGAUGAAACCAUCAUUAUUUUCCACUCUCUUCUUACUGGCUCAUUUGCACAGAAGUUUGGCAAGGACCCAGCAACGGUUCUUAAUCUGGGUCUGCAGAUGGAGGAGUUGAUCUUUGAGCUUGCAGAUACUCAUCUUUUCUUCAAUGAUCUGGAGGAAUGCGAUCAAGUCCAUGUUGAUGAUGUUGCCUCAGAUGACAACGGGCAGGAUUUGAGUACCUACAACUUCUCUAGCGAUGGCUUCAGUGGGCCCAGUGCAGGUGGGGGGUCAGGGUCCACAGCAGCUGUACAGGGUGGCGUGGAGUGGAUGCGUAAGCUGGCAUUCAGGUAUCGCCGUCUCAAAGAGAUCUACAACGGAUUCAAAGGGAAUGUGGGAGGUCUGUUGAGUCCAAUGAAGAGAGACCUGCUACUCCGACUCUGCUCGGAGAUCGAGACUGUCACUGAUGCCUGGCUUAGCACGGCCCUCAAAUCUCUCCUGCUUAUUCAGUCCAGGGGCAGAUGUAUGAAUGUACUGGUCACCACCACUCAACUGGUUCCUGCUUUAGCUAAAGUGCUUCUCUAUGGCCUGGGUGAUGUCUUUCCUAUCGAGAACAUCUAUAGUGCAACUAAAAUAGGAAAAGAGAGCUGCUUCGAGCGCAUCAUCUCUCGCUUUGGGAAGAAAGUGACCUAUGUUGUUAUUGGAGAUGGCCGUGAUGAAGAAUUUGCUGCAAAGCAGCAUAACAUGCCGUUUUGGCGUAUCUCUGCUCACGGGGACCUGAGUUCCCUUCACCAAGCUCUGGAACUGGACUUCUUAUAGAUGAAACUGGAGGAAAGACUUGGAGUUGGUCAAAAUCCCUGCUGAGAAGACUUCAGCUGUACCAUAACUCUCAUCAACUUUAUCCACAGCAGCUGAGGUGGUCUAGGGAACACUAGUGGUCAGAGACAGAACUGAAGUAAUCUGUGACGCGUGUCUCUGACCUCGCAAGCCCUCCAUUCCCUUAAUGGCAGCUAUCCUCCCCCAUGGGUUGAGCCUUGCACUGGGACUCCACUUCAUUAACACAACAGGACAUGAAGAACACUGCAUCUAUCUCACAAUGUAGCUUUAGCAUCUUCAAAACAACUGAAUUCACCAAAGGAAUAACCCUAUGACCAAAGGUCCGCACUGGCACACAAACCUGGCAGGGAUUGAGGACUUUUAUUAUCUAGUUUAAAUUCAUGGUUACUUUGUGUUUGUUUUCAAGGGCUGAUUGAUUUGCACUCAUUCCAAAGGUUAGGAUCAGUUAUUAUGAGCCGGCAGGUUACAUGCUUUGAAUUCAUCCAAUGAAUUAUGCAUUUAUUUCAGUUCUUAAAAUGGAUCGCAAAUAUGGCCUGUUUGAUGUAUUUUCAAAUGGUACAAACAGGGUUUAGCAGAUCCCACUUAAUUUUAGUGUUUUAAUGUAUGGAUUAUUUCUAAACUGCAUGCAUUUUUCUUAGACUUAAUCUGCUGCUGCUUUUUUCUUUUUUUUUUUAAUUGGGCAAAGUUAAAAAUUUCUGACUGAAAAUGUCCAGUGAUAUAACCAUAUUUAUUUUUGCUCAUUAUCUCCCUUUAGUAUCUUGAAGAAAUAGUUAGCCCAGAAAUGAUAGUUUCUUCACCUUAAUGUUGUUUCAAAUCCAUAUGACUUUCGAAGGGGGGAGAGCAGAGAACAACCUUUAAAAAAAAGAAUUUAGGUCUCUGUGGAUGUGAUUUGUGGCUGUUUUUUUUUUUUUGUAACAAGCCUCAACUCAUGUUUAAAGCAAUUAUAGCCACAUGAACUAACCCCCUGAAUUAAAGGGAUAGUUCACCCAAAAAGGAAAAUUCUAAUUGGCUCACCCUCAUUUCAUCCCAGACUUUCUUUCUUCUGAAGAUCACAAAGAUUUUUAUAUAUCUUAGCUCUGUAGGUCCAUACAAUGCAAGUGAAUGGUGAUCAAAACUUUGAUGCUCCAAAAUGCACAUAAAGGCAGCAUAAAUGUAAUACAUCAGACUCCAGUAGUUUAAUCAAUGUCUUCUAAAAGAAUUCAAUUGGUUUUGGGCGAGAACGUUCCAAAAUAUAACUCCUUUUUCACUGUACAUCUUUCUCGUCUCUAGUUACGAUCAUGAUAUGAAACUCUAUUUCACUUCCUUGUGCUUGACACAUCCGCAGAGCGCUAGAUGGCGCUAUAGGAAGUGAAAUUGAGCUUGAAAUCAUGAUUGCUAAGGACACUGCUGAUGUCAGGGGUUUUUUCUAAAAACGUAUUUUUUGGUCUGUUCACACCCAAAAUAAUUUGGAUUGCUUCUGAAGACAUGGAUUAAACAACUGGAGCCAUGUGGAUUACUUUUAUGCUGACUUUAUCUCCUUUUUGGGGCUUCAAAGGCCCGAUCACUAUUCGCUUGCAUUGUAUGGACCUACAGAGCUUUCUUAAAAUCUUUGUGUUCAGCAGAAGAAAUUCAUACACAUCUGGGAUGGCAUGAGGGUGAGUAAAUGAUGAGCGAAUUUUCAUUUUUGGGUGAACUAUACUUUUAAAGGUGAAAUGACUGUUGAAUUAUGAGGCUUUCUAUAAAAUGACCUCUUGGACGUAGCCAAAAUUAGCUGUGAAAGUGAAGCUUCGGGGCCCCAGUCUGUGAUAUUUUCUUUAGUUUUUACAAAUUUGGGAGAAAACUGUUUUGAUAAUGUGCAAUACAUUUCUGGUCAGUGAUUCGAACGGUUUCAAUUUUGGUAGUUUUUGUUAGCAGGAUGGGUAAUAUUCCUGGCCGCUGUGAGAUUUUGACUGAACAAUACUGAGCCUGAAGAAAAUGCAUUUUACGCAAGCAGCUUUGACAGUUAAGAAUGUGUACUCGCAUGACUGUGUGUGCAUUUCUUGUAUAUAUUUAUAUUGUGCCUUUUUAAAUAUAAUCACCAUUCAGUACAUGUAUUACCUUAAAGGGAAUUACUGAAAUAAGACAAACAUAUGUUUGUAUUUUUGUUUGUUUUCUGGUGAAGUAUUAACUUUGAGUCAUAGCCCAGUGCCGUUAUGUGUAAUUUUCUUCUAGUUUGGUGCUUUUGAUGUAUGCUGACUUCUAAAGCUCUCUUGUGACUUUUCAUAAAUGACUGUAUUAUGACCUCACAGACUCUCAUUUCCUGCCAAUCAAAUCCUGUUAGUCUUUCACUUGAAUCAUGAAAGUGUCUCUAUUCUUCUGGUGCUUUUUCUAUGUCCUACUUUAUCAGUUGUUUCGUGCAUUUUUCAGGAAAAAUGACCUGGUCCCCGUAUACUGUCUAAUUACAAUUAGUUGCCAUGUAAUUUCAUCAUCAUGAGACAUUAGAAUUUAUUACUAUACUUCAAUAUUUUAGCCUAUUUAUUAAGAUGUAUUCAUUUCAAUUGAAUAACAAGUUUCCAUUUAAUUGAACUGAAUAGUCUUGAAGAAAAUGUAAUUAAUAAAACUUGCAUUUUGUAAGAUUUGUAAAUUUUAUUUUGGUAAAGAUUAAGAAGUUCAAUUAAAUAGAAAUGUGUUAUUCAAUUUAAAUGGAUACAUGUUGAAAAUAGGCUAAAAUAUUUUUUUGGAGUGUAAUGCAAAGACAAUCAAGGGAUCUAUCAGCUCUUGUGGCCAGCGACCAUGUUUGUUGAAGCUUUGAGGACAGUAGGAGAAAUUUCUGCCAUAUUCGAACUGUAACUGGAUGAUUUCUGCAAAUGCCUGUACAUACACCGUUUAUGUUCUUGGUUUUGUGUAAUUUCAUUAAACACUUUGAG